AUGUUUCUCGCUUCUCGGUUUAGCGUCCGGCACGCAAUUAAACCUCAAUGCUGGAGACCGUUCGGGUCAGUUUCGCAACUGACAAGACAACAGGGCCUGGAACUCCGGUUUGCCACUAGUUCGCUCGUCCGGAGCGUUGGUGCCAAACCUUUACAACGCGGACCCCCCCACCGAUUUUUCCACUCAUUUCGGCCUAUUCUUCAAGAAGCUCCCAAACCUGCGCCUGCUACGGCAAAGAAACAGCGCCAUUCACAGGUGCAGAUCCUCAAGGACCUGCUCUCCUACAUAUGGCCGAAAAACAACCCCUGGGCCAAGUUCCGCGUUGUUGUGGCUCUAGCCAUGUUGAUCGCAGCCAAGAUCCUUAAUGUGCAGGUUCCGUUUUUCUUCAAGUCUAUCAUCGAUUCCAUGAACAUAGACUGGGUCUCGCAGGCGGGCGUGCUCCCCACCACCAUCGGCGCAAUCAUCCUUGCGUACGGAGUGACCCGGUUCGGGGCCGUCUUAUUUGGCGAGCUCAGAAACGCAAUUUUUGCUCGUGUGGCUCAGAGUGCCAUUAUGGAGGUGGCACACAAAACGUUUGUGCAUCUGCUCAACCUUGAUCUGAACUUCCAUCUGGCUCGGCAGACGGGAGGCCUCACCAGGGCCAUCGACCGGGGUACCAAAGGUAUUUCGUACGUUCUGACGGCAAUGGUUUUUCAUAUCUUGCCAAUUACCUUUGAGAUCUCCGUCGUGUGCGGUAUCCUGACAUACAACUACGGUCCCUCGUUUGCCGCGGUGACUCUGCUCACCAUGCUGGCGUACUCUGUGUUCACCAUCAGAACCACAGCCUGGAGAACCGGGUUCCGAAGACAGGCCAACAAGGCUGACCAAAAGGCAGCCAGCGUGGCAUUGGACUCGCUGAUUAACUACGAGUCCGUCAAGUACUUCAACAACGAGGCGUUCCAGUCGCACAAGUACGACUCGGCCCUCAACAACUAUAAGAACGCCUCCAUCAAGGUUGCCACGUCGCUUGCGUUCUUGAACUCGGGCCAGAACCUGAUCUUCACUUCUGCUUUGACGGCCAUGAUGUACAUGGCGUGCCAGGGUGUGGCAGCCGGCUCGUUGACGGUCGGCGACUUGGUGUUGAUCAACCAGCUCGUGUUCCAGCUGUCUGUUCCUCUCAACUUUUUGGGCUCUGUGUACCGUGAGCUGAAACAGUCGCUCUUGGACAUGGAGUCGCUGUUCAACCUGCAGAAACACAACAUCACCAUCAAGUCCAAGCCAGACGCUCCACCGCUCAACAUGCACGGCGGCGAGAUCAAGUUUGAGAACGUCACUUUUGGCUACCAUCCAGAUCGGCCGAUUUUGCGCAACUGUUCCUUCACGAUCCCCGCCGGACAGAAAGUUGCCAUUGUGGGGCCCUCGGGAAGCGGCAAGUCCACCAUUCUGCGACUCGUGUUCCGGUUCUACGACGUGUCUGAGGGCCGUAUUUUAAUUGACGGCCAGGACAUUAGAGAUGUGGACCUGGAAAGUCUCCGGAAACAUGUGGGGGUUGUUCCCCAGGAUACCCCACUGUUCAACGACACAAUUCUGGAAAAUCUGCGGUACGGAAACCUCAACGCUUCUGACGAGGAAGUUAUGUCGGUGAUCGAGAAGGUGAAGCUCGACAAGUUGGUGACCGAUCUGCCCGACGGCGUGGAAACCAUUGUUGGUGAACGAGGCAUGAUGAUCUCCGGAGGAGAGAAACAAAGACUCGCCAUUGGAAGGCUGCUGUUGAAAGACUCUCCAAUCACCUUCUUUGACGAGGCAACCUCUGCCUUGGACACCCACACCGAACAAGCCCUUUUGAAGACCAUCCGUUCGGUUUUCAGAGAGAGCAACAAAACAAACGUCAGCAUUGCACAUAGACUCCGAACCAUUGCCGACUCAGACAAGAUCAUUGUUCUUAGAAAUGGGGAGGUGCUCGAAGAAGGAACCCACUACGGUCUGUUGGACCGCGAAACGUCUCUCUAUAAAGAACUGUGGAACAUCCAGGAACAUCUCGACCUGGAGGGGGAGCUCGCCCAGGAGGAGGAAAAGGCUGAAAUUUCCAACAAGGCCUGA
Molecule: messenger RNA, 2079 nt
Organism: Ogataea philodendri
Lineage: Eukaryota; Fungi; Ascomycota; Pichiomycetes; Pichiales; Pichiaceae
Exons: 1
Coding region: 1-2079 (692 amino acids)
Biological process (GO): transmembrane transport; intracellular iron ion homeostasis
Cellular component (GO): mitochondrial inner membrane
Molecular function (GO): ABC-type transporter activity; ATP binding; ATP hydrolysis activity
Source: RefSeq, a predicted model, not a curated record